AUCGUCAGUAGUCCAUUUACGUCAGCGGCUUCAAUAUGUGCCAAGCGCCUAAAAGUCAUACAGGACUUUUACAGUGCUACAUGAACCUGCUAUAUAAUACUCUACCGACCUCUCAAUCCCAUCACACGAACUCUAGCUCAGUGGAGACAUAGAAAAUAUUGAUGUCACCUGCUGAGGCGUCAGUAACAACGACGAAGAGAAAGAGGCAACAUCCGAGUCAAGCUGAUGAGACGCACAUCGGGACCACGUUAGAGAAGAAACUGUAUCAUGACGCAAAGGAGGUCAGGAAGGCCGCGAAGAAGGCAAAGACCUUCGAGAUGCAGAAGAUUUUGAAGAAAAUGAAAGACGCGAGACUCAAAGGCGACGAUAAUACGGUGAAGGAUAUUGAAGCACAACAUAUGGCUCUCAAGCGGCUCGACCCUGAGCCUAUCGCCGACUCAGCUCUCUCAACGAAAAUAAAGAAAGAUAAAUUCCUUUCACAAGAUCCCAACUUGCAAUUUGCGAUGACAAAGUCAUUGUCUUCCAGCUCGAUUGCACCUGCUAUACCUGGAUCCGCAGCAGGCAUAGUCCAAAGCAGGCUACUUAGUUCCAAGGUCCUGGCGGCUGAUGUUUCACGUAUAAUCGAGGGACUUCGGCGCUUACUGAACCCUGUGGAGCGGGCCCACCACGCAACAGAUGACAACGCCGAAGUAUCGCCGCCUCGAAAGAAGAAACAGAAGACACAACAAAAAGAGGGUUUACCCAAGGUCCCUCCAGCAGAUGUUCCUUCUGAGGAUGAGCCAAACUCAAAUAUUGAACACGAUGGCUGGGAGUCAGGCACGGUUAGCGACGGCGAUCAUUCUGUCCAGGGAGAUUCGGGGGUUGUGGAGAUGUUUGAUGAAGAAGACAACUCCGUCUCGGAGGGUGGCGAUGAUGACCCCCCUGCCCCUCGCGAACGACCAAGUCAGGGGAAAUCAAAGGCAACGCAAUCUACUUUCCUACCUUCCCUUUCGGUGGGUUUUGUUCGCGGAGACUCGGACACCGAUUUUAGCGACAGCGAGGACAAAGCAGCUGACACAGCAAAGAAGAACAGACGAGGUCAGCGGGCACGUAGGGCAAUAUGGGAGAAGAAAUUUGGAAGACAUGCCAAUCAUGUGAUGAAGCAAAAAGCUUCUGACCGUCACGACGCCCCUUCCGGCAUUACUAUGGUUCGCAAAGAUCAGCGCCAACACAGGAAUAGCAAUCACGAUUCCGAUGGCGCGCCGUUCUCCGGUCGCAGGCAGAAUAUCCGAAUACCAGACAAGAACAGAGACAACGCCUCAGCUCACCUCGUGCCAGGUAGCCGUAAGGAAGAGAAAUCACUUCAUCCAUCUUGGGAGGCUAAGAAAAAACAACAAAAUGUCGCAAUCGUGCCUGCACAGGGCACAAGAAUUGUAUUCAGUUAGUCUUAAGACGUUAUUCUGACGAAGACAUGACAUCAUAUGAAUACAAUAUAUACAUAAUCCAAUUCUCUAGUUGUCGUUGCACGAGUAUAAAGGA
Suillus clintonianus is the source of this 1518-nucleotide messenger RNA. Its product is annotated as Bud-site selection protein. Gene Ontology annotation, biological process: maturation of SSU-rRNA. The record is from RefSeq and is a predicted model, not a curated record. Lineage: Eukaryota; Fungi; Basidiomycota; Agaricomycetes; Boletales; Suillaceae. Gene Ontology annotation, cellular component: nucleus; 90S preribosome. The transcript is spliced from 6 exons. The coding region runs from base 162 to 1424 and encodes 420 amino acids.